CACACCUGGAGCACAGUAAGAGAGGAUUAAGUUGCUCGCUUGUUAUUGUCCAACCGCACAAUGGCCGACCUUUUAGGAAGUCCGCAGGAAUUUCUGGCAUCCUGAGCUCAGUGUGCAAAGCACUCCCUCGCAGAGGACAGGAGGUUGUUCGUUGGGAGGGGGCGGGGCUUAACAGCUGGAUCGGCUGUAUAUCUGACCGCUGAGCUCAGAGCACCGGGGCUGAGACGCUGGGAGCUCAUCAAGGUCCCCAACGCUUCAUACAUCGGCCGACACCGACGGCUAACCGGGGUUGGACCUUUUCUUCAAACAUCAGAGAUUCAUCCCCACAGCAGCUCACAUACUGGAGGUCUUUGUCCUGGAUUUCGGAACAGAAACGGAGCACCAGAGGAUCUGAAGCUGCCCACAGACUCAUACGGACAAGAUGGAAUCCAAGCAAAAUGGCCACACAGAGAAAUCUAAGCAAAAUGGCCACACAGAGGUCCACGGACCUGUGGCUGGCAUAUUUAUGGAGAAAACAAAGGAGAAGAUAACCAUAUACCAAGCCAUGAAGAAGCGUCUGCUUAAGCCAGGAACAGCUUUAGCUCUGCUUGAAGCACAAGCUGCCACAUUGGGCAUCGUAGACCCAAUCAACAAUCGAAUACUUUCAGUUGCUGAAGCCGUUAAGGAGGGAAUAGUUGGACCGGAGAUGAAAGAGAAACUCCUCACUGCCGCGAAAGCCGUCAAUGGCUAUGUAGACCCCUACACCAAGCAAAUGAUAUCUUUAUACCAAGCUGUGCAAAAAGAUUUAGUACCAAGAGACUAUGGAUUGCGGCUGCUGGAAGCACAGAUCGCCACACACGGCCUGUUUGAUCCGAUUGAGAAGUCAAAUAUUUCAGUUGAAUCUGCAAUUCAAAAGGGCUUCUAUGAAAAGGGUUUACUCAAUAACCAGAUGUCAGAGCUCAAAGUGUACUACAACCCAAGUUUACAAGAACAUUUGAACUACCAAACCCUCCUUGAGAAAUGCACUUUGGAGCCCGACACAGGCCUGUUGCUCCUUCCUGUUUGCAUCACGUUCAAAGGUCUGCGGAGAGGCAUUUCCUCCACUGAACUGCUCGAAUCAAAGAUCAUUGACAAAAAAACCUUUGAUGACCUACAGAAGGGAAAUACCACAACACAGGAUGUGAUGUUGAUAGAAACAGUAAAAGAAUACCUGCAAGGCAAAGGCUGUAUCGCAGGCAUUGCUGUACUCUCGUCCAAUCAGAGAAUGAGCAUUUAUGAUGCCAUGAAGAAAGGCGUGCUGAUGCCCGGGACAGCACUAGUUCUACUGGAGGCACAAGCCUCAACUGGAUACAUGGUUGAUCCUGUAGAAAAUAGAAAGUUCACUGUGGAUGAGGCCAUCAAAAACAAACUCGUUGGCCCUGAAUUUCAUGCAAAGCUGCGUUCCGCUGAGCGUGCAGUAACUGGAUACAAAGACCCAUACUCAGGCCAAACUAUAUCCCUGUUUCAAGCACUGUCCAAAGACCUCAUAGUUAAGGAACAUGGAAUCCGUCUACUUGAGGCGCAAAUUGCCACAGGUGGAAUAAUAGACCCCAUCAACAGUCACAGGCUACCGACAGAAAUAGCCUUUAAGAGAGGCUAUUUUGACCAAGCUAUGAACACCAUACUAGAGGAUUCAGGAGACGACACAAAGGGUUUCUUUGACCCGAACACCGAAGAUAAUCUGACUUAUCUUCAGCUGAUGCAAAGGUGUGUUAUUGAUCCCAUCACGGGACUGUGCCUCCUCCCACUCCUUGGUAAGUCAGACAGGCUGAAUUUCAACUUCAUUGACUACCAAACUAAAAUGUCCUUCAAAAAGGAGAAGGUGACCGUGACAUGUGGAAAGUACAUGGGAAUGACAGUAUCCCUGUGGGAACUCCUGAUGUCAGAGUACUUUGAUGAAGGCCAGAGGCGAGACAUCAUUCAGAAGUACAGAGAGGGGAAGCUCAAUAUCAAGACGAUUAUCACAACCAUUCUGGAAGUGAUAGAAAAGUCCGUGAAGACAACGAGUGUCAUCUUUGAAGGCAUCAGAGAAACUGUCACAGCCAAACAGCUUGUGGAAGCAGACAUCAUUAGUCAGGAGGUUAUGGACGAUCUGAAAAAGGGAAAAAUGUCAGUAAAGGAAGUGAUAGAAGAUGAAAAUGUAAAUGUAUACCUACAGGGGAAAGACAGCAUUGCCGGCAUUCUGCUUCCUGAUUCUCGCAUCAUGACCCUCUACCAGGCCAGACAAAAAGGAAAGCUGAUGCCAGGAACUGCUCUGAUUCUACUGGAGGCACAGGCAGCAACAGGGUUCAUACUUGACCCUAUUAGAAACAGGAAGUUUUCAGUGGAUGAUGCUGUCAAAGCAAAGAUUGUGGGGCCCGAUAUGUGUCAAAAGUUGCGCUCAGCAGAGAAAUCGGUCACUGGGUACAAAAACCCAUAUGAUGGCCAAAUAAUUUCUUUGUUCCAAGCCAUGCAAAAGGAUCUGAUCUUAAAAGACCAUGGAAUUCGACUUCUGGAGGCACAAAUUGCCACUGGUGGAAUCAUUGACCCAGUGAACAGCCAUCGCAUUCCUGUCCACGUGGCCUACAAGAAGGGAUACUUCAAUGAGGAAAUGAAUGAGAUCCUGAGUGAUCCCAGUGAUGACACCAAAGGGUUCUUUGAUCCCAACACCCAGGAGAACCUGACAUACCUGCAGCUCAUUGCCAGAUGUGUUAGAGAUCCCACUACAGGCAUGUGUCUCUUACCACUCAAAAGCAAAAGCAGCAGAAUCAACAUAGAUGAUAAAAUUACGGAAACGUUCAAAACAACAACAGUUACUGUUAAGUAUGGCCGGUUCAAGGGCAAGCACACAACACUGUGGGAUCUCAUCAACUCAGAGUAUAUGACGGAGGACAAAAGACAGGAGUUUUUUAAGCUCUUCAAGUCAAGGAAAAUCACAAUUGAGCAGCUCAUUGUCACCAUUAUAGAGAUGAUUGAAAACAAGGAGCUAAAACGACAAGCCGGGCUGAGUUGUGCUGGUCUCAGAGGAGAGGUAUCUGUUGUGGAUCUUUUCCAGCUUAAAAUUGUGGACGAAAAAAUAUACAACAGCAUGAUCGAGGGAAAGGUGACAAGCGCAGAUCUGAUGAAAAUGGAGAGUGUGAGAACCUACCUACAAGGCAAAGGUUGCGUGGCUGGGGUGAUAUUGCAACCCUCCAAUAAGAAGUUAAGCAUCUACGAGGCACAGAGAAUUGGCAUUCUCACACCUGGCACUGCCCUCUGCCUCCUUGAAGCACAAGCGGCCACAGGGUUCAUUGUUGAUCCUCUGAAAAACAAAAAACUUACUGUGAAACAAGCCCUCAAAGAGAAGCUGGUUGGUCCACAGAUGCAUGAAAAGCUUUUGUCUGCAGAGAGGGCUGUCACCGGUUACAGAGAUCCAUACACUGGUCAAAAGAUCUCACUUUUCCAAGCCUUGCAAAAGGAUCUAAUUGUCAAGCAGCAUGCCCUUCGUUUACUUGAGGCCCAGAUUGCUACAGGUGGUAUCAUUGAUCCUAUAAAGUCUCUUCAUCUGCCCCUUGAGGUUGCAUACAGUAAAGGAUACUUUGAUGCAGAACUUUAUCAGACUCUAUCAGACCCAACUGAAGACACCAAGGGCUUUUUUGACCCCAAGACACAAGCCAAUCUGACAUACAUGGAGAUGUUGGGUAGAUGUGUAAAAGAUGAGGAGACAGGACUGUUUCUUCUGCCACUGAAUGAAAAACCAACAGCUAUGGGAAUAAAGGAACAUAUUUACACGAACACGGAGAUAACGGAAGAGUUUGAAAAGACAGCUGUGAGCAUAUUAGUUGGACGUUUUGCAGGAAAAUCUGUUUCUCUGUGGAACUUGAUUCACUCAGGGUACUUCACUGAGGAUCAGCAGCUUGAAUUCUUUGAAAAAUACAGAAAGAGGAAGAUAACCACACAAACCAUAAUCACAAUAGUGAUUUCCACCAUUGAAAAACUGGAGAAUGAAACUCCCAAAAUGAUAAUGGGCCUGAGAAAACCUGUCUCUGCACAACAACUACUGGAUUCUGAGAUCAUUGAUGCAAAUACAUUCAAACUGGUGAAAGAAGGAAAGCUCACUCUUGAGGCACUAAUCCAAAGUGAACCUGUGAGAGGAUACCUGAGGGGAACUGGGAGCAUUGCUGGAAUUAAGGUUUAUCCAUCCCAGAAAGUAAUGAGCAUAUAUGAAGCAAAACAAGAAGAUCUAUUGACACCCGGCUUUGCACUCGUACUGCUUGAAGCACAGGCUGCAACAGGAUGGGUCAUUGAUCCUCUCAAAAACAAGUUAUAUGCUGUUGACGAGGCAGCAAGAGAGAAAGUAAUUGGACCAGAUGUAUAUGAGAAACUUCUCAUUGCAGAACGUGCUGUCACUGGCUAUAAAGAUCCAUACACAGAUGCAACAAUAUCACUGUUUGAAGCCAUGGAUGCAGAGCUGAUUCAAAGAAGUGAUGGUAUUCGCCUUCUUGAGACACAGAUAGCUACUGGAGGAAUCGUUGACCCAAAUCAUAGUCACAGGCUUCCUAUUCAUGUUGCAAUUAGAAAGAGACAUCUGAAUGAAGAAAUCAGAACAACUCUGUUGAACCCCACUCGUGAUGCAAAGGGAUUCUUUGACCCAAACACAAAAGAAAACCUCUCUUACCUUCAGCUGAUAAAGCGAUGUGAGAAAGAUCCUGAAACAGGGCUUCUUCUCCUUCCCCUGUAUCAAGACGAAUCCCUUGUAUUUCACACAGAUGAGCAAAUCGAGCUUGCAUUCAAAAACAAAACUAUCGCCAUGAAUGCAGGGAAAUUCAAAGACAAAGAGGUGACAUUAUGGGAAGUGUUGGUCUCUGAAUACAUAUCAAAACAAAAAAGGGAACAGCUUAUAGAACAAUACAAGACAAGAACAAUGAAAAUGGAGGAGAUCAUUGAAAUACUCACUGUCAUCAUUACAGAGGUAUCAUCCAAACAAAGAAAGUUCAAAGGACUAAGAAAGCAGGUCUCAGCCAGUGAGUUGUAUGAGUCAAAAAUUAUCUCAAAGGAGCUUUUCACACAGAUUAUACAAGGAGAAGUAACUGAAGAGAAUGUUAACACAAUGGAAUCGAUUCAGAAGUAUCUUGGUGCUACAAACUGUAUCGCAGGUGUCAGAGUCGAGUCAACAAAGAAAGUGAUAAGCAUCUACAAAGCCAAAACCAAACGGCUGCUGACCCCUGGCACAUCUCUUGUGCUGCUGGAGGCCCAAGCUGCCACUGGUUUUAUCAUCGACCCAGUGAACAAUACCAAAUUUUCUGUAGAGGAAGCUGUAGCUCAAGGAGUGGUUGGCAGUGAGUGGAAAAAGAAGCUGCUUUCAGCAGAAAGGGCAGUUACAGGAUACAAAGAUCCCUACACUGGAGACACAAUCUCAUUGUUCCAGGCCUUGCAAAAAGAUCUCAUCGUCAAAGAUCAUGGAAUCCGUCUCCUUGAAGCACAAAUUGCCACUGGAGGCAUAAUUGAUCCAAUCCACAGCCAUCGAGUGCCAGUACAGGUGGCAUACCAAAGAGGAUACUUUGAUGAAGAGAUGAACGAGAUUCUGUCUGACCCUGAUAUCGACACAAAGGGCUUCUUUGACCCAAACACACAAGAUAACCUCACCUAUCUUCAACUGCUUGAGAGGUGUGUGGCAGACCCAACUACAGGCCUCAAUUUACUUUCCAUUACUAAAAAAGGCGAGUUUUAUUUCUUUGUUGAUGAGGCAACCAAAUUAAUUCUGAAAUCUAUAACAACAACCGAAGCAGAAGGGAAAUACCAAGGAACAACAGUGUCUCUAUGGGAUCUGCUCUACUCCAAAUACAUCACUGAGGAGAAGAGGAUAGAGCUUGUGCAGCAGUAUAAGUCUGGAUCAAUCACAAUCGAAAGCUUCUUGGAAACCAUCCUGACGAUCAUUGAGCAGCAAACUGAGUUUAGCUCUUCUUCAUCAAUGGUCAUGUGCCAACCACCUGAAAGAAGGGUGGACAGCAGCACACUGAAAACUACUAUCACCACUACAGUCACAGAGACAAAUGACGUUGACCACUUCCAUGGAAUCAGAAAGGACGUCACUGCUGCCGAAUUGCUCGAAUCAAAAAUCAUCAACGAAGACCUCUACAAAAAUCUUACUUCUGGGAGUGUCACAGUGACAGAAGUAAGUGAAAUGGAAUCGGUGCGUAAGUACCUUGAAGGGACCAACUGCAUUGCAGGGGUGUACCUGCAGUCCACAAAAGAGACCCUCAGCAUCUACCAGGCCAAAAGCAAAGGCCUGCUGACUCCUGGUACCACUCUGGUUCUACUAGAAGCUCAAGCUGCCACCGGAUUUGUCAUCGACCCAGUGAACAACAAGAAACUUUCUGUAGAGGAAGCUGUAGCUCAAGGAGUGGUUGGCAGUGAGUGGAAAAAGAAGCUGCUUUCAGCAGAAAGGGCAGUUACCGGAUACAAAGAUCCCUACACUGGAGACAUAAUCUCAUUGUUCCAGGCCUUGCAAAAAGAUCUCAUCGUCAAAGUUCAUGGAAUCCGUCUCCUUGAAGCACAAAUUGCCACUGGAGGCAUAAUUGACCCAGUGUACAGUCACAGGGUACCUGUACAGGUGGCAUACACAAGAGGAUACUUUGACAAAGAGAUGAACGAGAUUCUGUCUGACCCUGAUGACGACACAAAGGGCUUCUUUGACCCCAACACACAAGAGAAUCUCACCUAUCUUCAACUGGUUGAGAGAUGUAUCACAGAUCCCAUCACAGGCCUUAGCUUACUGGUGAUUGCGAAGAAAGACGAGUUGUAUUUCUUUGUUGAUGAGGCAACCAAACUAAUUCUGAAAUCUACAACAACAACCAAAGCAGAAGGGAAUUACCAAGGAACAACCAUGACUCUAUGGGAUCUGCUCUACUCCAAAUACAUCACCGAGGAGAAGAGGAGAGAGCUUGUGCAGCAGUAUAAGUCUGGAUCAAUCACAAUCGAAAGCUUCUUGGAAACCAUCCUGACAAUCAUUGAGCAGCAAACCGAGUUUAGCUCUUCUUCAUCAAUGGUCAUGUGCCAACCACCUGAAAGAAGGGUGGACAGCAGCACACUGAAAACUACUAUCACCACUACAGUCACAGAGACAAAUGACGUUGACCACUUCCAUGGAAUCAGAAAGGACGUCACUGCUGCAGAGUUGCUCGAAUCAAAAAUCAUCAACGAAGACCUCUACAAAAAUCUUACUUCUGGGAGUGUCACAGUAACAGAAGUAAGUGAAAUGGAAUCGGUGCGUAAGUACCUUGAAGGGACCAACUGCAUUGCAGGGGUGUACCUGCAGUCUACCAAAGAGACCCUCAGCAUCUACCAGGCCAAAAGCAAAGGCCUGCUGACUCCUGGUACCACUCUGGUUCUGCUAGAAGCUCAAGCUGCCACCGGCUUUGUCAUCGACCCAGUGAACAACAAGAAACUUUCUGUAGAGGAAGCUGUAGCUCAAGGAGUGGUUGGCAGUGAGUGGAAAAAGAAGCUGCUUUCAGCAGAAAGGGCAGUUACCGGAUACAAAGAUCCCUACACUGGAGACAUAAUCUCAUUGUUCCAGGCCUUGCAAAAAGAUCUCAUCGUCAAAGUUCAUGGAAUCCGUCUCCUUGAAGCACAAAUUGCCACUGGAGGCAUAAUUGACCCAGUGUACAGUCACAGGGUACCUGUACAGGUGGCAUACACAAGAGGAUACUUUGACAAAGAGAUGAACGAGAUUCUGUCUGACCCUGAUGACGACACAAAGGGCUUCUUUGACCCCAACACACAAGAGAAUCUCACCUAUCUUCAACUGGUUGAGAGGUGUAUCACAGAUCCCAUCACAGGCCUUAGCUUACUGGUGAUUGCGAAGAAAGACGAGUUGUAUUUCUUUGUUGAUGAGGCAACCAAACUAAUUCUGAAAUCUACAACAACAACCAAAGCAGAAGGGAAUUACCAAGGAACAACCAUGACUCUAUGGGAUCUGCUCUACUCCAAAUACAUCACCGAGGAGAAGAGGAGAGAGCUUGUGCAGCAGUAUAAGUCUGGAUCAAUCACAAUCGAAAGCUUCUUGGAAACCAUCCUGACAAUCAUUGAGCAGCAAACCGAGUUUAGCUCUUCUUCAUCAAUGGUCAUGUGCCAACCACCUGAAAGAAGGGUGGACAGCAGCACACUGAAAACUACUGUCACCACUACAGUCACAGAGACACAUGAAGUUGACCACUUCCAUGGAAUCAGAAAGGACGUCACUGCUGCAGAGUUGCUCGAAUCAAAAAUCAUCAACGAAGACCUCUACAAAAAUCUUACUUCUGGGAGUGUCACAGUAACAGAAGUAAGUGAAAUGGAAUCGGUGCGUAAGUACCUUGAAGGGACCAACUGCAUUGCAGGGGUGUACCUGCAGUCUACCAAAGAGACCCUCAGCAUCUACCAGGCCAAAAGCAAAGGCCUGCUGACUCCUGGUACCACUCUGGUUCUGCUAGAAGCUCAAGCUGCCACCGGCUUUGUCAUCGACCCAGUGAACAACAAGAAACUUUCUGUCGAGGAAGCUGUAGCCCAAGGAGUGGUUGGCAGUGAGUGGAAAAAGAAGCUGCUUUCAGCAGAAAGGGCAGUUACCGGAUACAAAGAUCCCUACACUGGAGACAUAAUCUCGUUGUUCCAGGCCUUGCAAAAAGAUCUCAUCGUCAAAGUUCAUGGAAUCCGUCUCCUUGAAGCACAAAUUGCCACUGGAGGCAUAAUUGACCCAGUGUACAGUCACAGGGUACCUGUACAGGUGGCAUACACAAGAGGAUACUUUGACAAAGAGAUGAACGAGAUUCUGUCUGACCCUGAUGAUGACACAAAGGGCUUCUUUGACCCCAACACACAAGAGAAUCUCACCUAUCUUCAACUGGUUGAGAGGUGUAUCACAGAUCCCAUCACAGGCCUUAGCUUACUGGUCAUUGCGAAGAAAGACGAGUUGUAUUUCUUUGUUGAUGAGGCAACCAAACUAAUUCUGAAAUCUACAACAACAACCAGAGCAGAAGGGAAUUACCAAGGAACAACCAUGACUCUAUGGGAUCUGCUCUACUCCAAAUACAUCACCGAGGAGAAGAGGAGAGAGCUUGUGCAGCAGUAUAAGUCUGGAUCAAUCACAAUCGAAAGCUUCUUGGAAACCAUCCUGACAAUUAUUGAGCAGCAAACCGAGUUUAGCUCUUCUUCAUCAAUGGUCAUGUGCCAACCACCUGAAAGAAGGGUGGACAGCAGCACACUGAAAACUACUAUCACCACUACAGUCACAGAGACAAAUGACAUUGACCACUUCCAUGGAAUCAGAAAGGACGUCACUGCUGCCGAGUUGCUCGAAUCAAAAAUCAUCAACGAAGACCUCUACAAAAAUCUUACUUCUGGGAGUGUCACAGUGACAGAAGUAAGUGAAAUGGAAUCGGUGCGUAAGUACCUUGAAGGGACCAACUGCAUUGCAGGGGUGUACCUGCAGUCCUCCAAAGAGACCCUCAGCAUCUACCAGGCCAAAAUCAAAGGCCUGCUGACUCCUGGUACUACUCUGGUUCUGCUAGAAGCUCAAGCUGCCACCGGAUUUGUCAUCGACCCAGUGAACAACAAGAAACUUUCUGUAGAGGAAGCUGUAGCUCAAGGAGUGGUUGGCAGUGAGUGGAAAAACAAGCUGCUCUCAGCAGAAAGGGCAGUUACCGGAUACAAAGAUCCCUACACUGGAGACAUAAUCUCAUUGUUCCAGGCCUUGCAAAAAGAUCUCAUCGUCAAAGUUCAUGGAAUCCGUCUCCUUGAAGCACAAAUUGCCACUGGAGGCAUAAUUGACCCAGUGUACAGUCACAGGGUACCUGUACAGGUGGCAUACACAAGAGGAUACUUUGAUAAAGAGAUGAACGAGAUUCUGUCUGACCCUGAUGAUGACACAAAGGGCUUCUUUGACCCCAACACAAAAGAGAAUCUCACUUAUCUUCAACUGGUUGAGAGGUGUAUCACAGAUCCCAUCACAGGCCUUAGCUUACUGGUCAUUGCGAAGAAAGACGAGUUGUAUUUCUUUGUUGACGAGGCAACCAAACUAAUUCUGAAAUCUACAACAACAACCAGAGCAGAAGGGAAUUACCAAGGAACAACCAUGACUCUAUGGGAUCUGCUCUACUCCAAAUACAUCACUGAGGAGAAGAGGAUAGAGCUUGUGCAGCAGUAUAAGUCUGGAUCAAUCACAAUCGAAAGCUUCUUGGAAACCAUCCUGACAAUCAUUGAGCAGCAAACCGAGUUUAGCUCUUCUUCAUCAAUGGUCAUGUGCCAACCACCUGAAAGAAGGGUGGACAGCAGCACACUGAAAACUACUAUCACCACUACAGUCACAGAGACAAAUGAUGUUGACCACUUCCAUGGAAUCAGAAAGGACGUCACUGCUGCCGAGUUGCUCGAAUCAAAAAUCAUCAACGAAGAUCUCUACAAAAAUCUUACUUCUGGGAGUGUCACAGUGACAGAAGUAAGUGAAAUGGAAUCGGUGCGUAAGUACCUUGAAGGGACCAACUGCAUUGCAGGGGUGUACCUGCAGUCCUCCAAAGAGACCCUCAGCAUCUACCAGGCCAAAAUCAAAGGCCUGCUGACUCCUGGUACCACUCUGGUUCUGCUAGAAGCUCAAGCUGCCACUGGCUUUGUCAUCGACCCAGUGAACAACAAGAAACUUUCUGUAGAGGAAGCUGUAGCUGAAGGAGUCGUUGGCAGUGAGUGGAAAAACAAGCUGCUCUCAGCAGAAAGGGCAGUUACCGGAUACAAAGAUCCCUACACUGGAGACAUAAUCUCAUUGUUCCAGGCCUUGCAAAAAGAUCUCAUCGUCAAAGUUCAUGGAAUCCGUCUCCUUGAAGCACAAAUUGCCACUGGAGGCAUAAUUGACCCAGUGUACAGUCACAGGGUACCUGUACAGGUGGCAUACACAAGAGGAUACUUUGACAAAGAGAUGAACGAGAUUCUGUCUGACCCUGAUGACGACACAAAGGGCUUCUUUGACCCCAACACACAAGAGAAUCUCACUUAUCUUCAACUGGUUGAGAGGUGUAUCACAGAUCCCAUCACAGGCCUUAGCUUACUGGUCAUUGCGAAGAAAGACGAGUUGUAUUUCUUUGUUGACGAGGCAACCAAACUAAUUCUGAAAUCUACAACAACAACCAGAGCAGAAGGGAAUUACCAAGGAACAACCAUGACUCUAUGGGAUCUGCUCUACUCCAAAUACAUCACCGAGGAGAAGAGGAGAGCGCUUGUGCAGCAGUAUAAGUCUGGAUCAAUCACAAUCGAAAGCUUCUUGGAAACCAUCCUGACGAUCAUUCAUUAGCAAACCGAGUUUAGCUCAUCUUCAUCAAUGGUCAUGUGCCAACCACCAGAAACAUGGGUGGACAGCAGCAUAACUAACACUACCAUCACCACAGGGUGUCUGUACAGGUGAAAUACACACCAGGUAACUUUGUUGUUCAAAUGAACCAGAUUUGGUCUAACCUUGACCUCAACAGAAGAGAAUCUCACCUAUCUUCAGCUGGUUGAAAGGUCGAUCACAGAUCCCAUCACUGGCCUCAGUUUACUGCCCUUGCACAGAUGAAGUAAAGCUUUCUACAAUCAUUUACUCUUGUAUGUUGCCUGCAUUAUCAGAUUGUGUACUGUGCUUUAUUUAGUCACAAAAUAAUUGUACUCCCUUUUUCUUUUGAUUAACAGACUUGAGAGAAAAAUACAUACAUUCUGCGCUAAAUAAUGCUAGAAAUGGAUUAUAGAAACAUAUUCUACGCUAGUCUAGACAAAUGUAAUUUAGUUACACUUUUCUAUGACCAUGUUCAAUAUAGAUAUUUUUCCAUUGGAAUUCUUUAACAUCCUAAAAUGUAUUUAACCUUGACACAUUAUGAAUGAUUGGGCUAAGAACCUCCCAGACACUGCAGAAAUCAAUCAUUUAAAAAGAAGCACUCACAUUUUACAUAUAGGAACUUUUAAGCUGCUUAUAGUUAUGAAUGUAAAAUGUCUUUCGUGAAAAGAAAGUGUGUUCUUACAUCUAAAUAAACAUGAUAAAAUGCAGGA
Molecule: messenger RNA, 12018 nt
Organism: Pseudoliparis swirei
Lineage: Eukaryota; Metazoa; Chordata; Actinopteri; Perciformes; Liparidae
Product: epiplakin-like
Exons: 3
Coding region: 422-11290 (3622 amino acids)
Biological process (GO): intermediate filament bundle assembly; wound healing
Cellular component (GO): cytoplasm; membrane; keratin filament
Molecular function (GO): structural molecule activity; keratin filament binding
Source: RefSeq, a predicted model, not a curated record